CUUGGAGAGACCAUCUCGACCACCUACGACAGGUGUUGAUGAGGUUACGAGAGGCCGGACUCACGGUUAAAACCGAAAAAUGUCAACUUGGAAGAGCGGAAGUUCACUACUUGGGACACGUUAUCGGCCAGGGACUUCGGCGCCCUUCCGAAGUUAAAAUUGCGGCCGUGGUGGAGUUCCGACGACCGACGACAAAGAGGGAUAUUCGGGCAUUUCUGGGUCUAGCUGGUUAUUACCAGCACUAUAUCUAUAACUUUUCAGACAUAGCCAGUCCUUUGACCGACGCUCUUCGUAAAAACGAGCCGCAAAACCUGAUCUGGGACGACGCGAAAGAAAGCGCCUUUAAAACCUUGAAAAUGGCGUUAGUUCAAACGCCAGUGCUAAAGGCCCCUGAUUAUGACCAGACGUUUGUCGUGCAGUGUGACGCGAGUGAUAGGGGAAUUGGGGCAGUUUUGUCGCAGGUAGACGAGCAGGGAAACGAGCGACCCAUUCUCUACAUUAGCCGAAAGCUGACAGUUCGCGAGGAGGCUUACAGCACCUCGGAGAAGGAGUGCGCCUGCCUGGUCUGGGCUGUACAGAAGUUAUCUUGUUACCUGGCCGGGACUAAAUUUAUCGUGGAGACAGACCACUGUCCUCUUUCUUGGUUGCAAAAUAUGUCCCACAAAAACGGCCGCCUCCUCCGCUGGAGUCUCGCUCUGCAGCAGCACGCAUUUGAGGUGAGAUACAAAAAGGGGAAGCUAAAUGGGAACGCUGAUGGCCUAAGCCGGGGCUUCUAAGACGUGAACGAGCUCCAUGAUCGGAUUGUACAAAUUUGUAAAGUUUUUCGUUUGUUUCAAAUCCUUGGAAAGGGACAUCUUGAUUUUUUUAUUGUGUUUUUAUGUCAAAGCACGCUACCAUAACUUUUGUUUCUGUUUGCCUGGUUUAGGGUAUGGUUUACUUUAAAGGGCUUAGUGACAGCCUGAGCUCGAGUGUCGAGUGAGGGAGAUCUUAGGUAGUAGGUGGA
Ixodes scapularis (black-legged tick) is the source of this 1003-nucleotide messenger RNA. RefSeq names its product retrovirus-related Pol polyprotein from transposon 17.6. NCBI's taxonomy places the organism in Eukaryota, Metazoa, Arthropoda, Arachnida, Ixodida, Ixodidae. The transcript has a single exon. The record is from RefSeq and is a predicted model, not a curated record. Bases 39 to 776 code for a protein of 245 amino acids.